AUGAGGAAGUUGGUGGACGACAUUCUUCUAUUUGAUUCAGACUUUGCGGCACAUGUUCAAAGCGUUGGGGAGCUCCUACUUCGAUGCCGAGACCAUGGUAUCUCAGUGAAUAAAAACAAGUUUGAUUUUGGUCAACCCGAGGUCAACUUUGUUGGAUUUCAAGUGGGGGUUGACGGCAUUCGUGUUGAUCCGGCUAAGAUCAAAGGAUUGAGAGAAUUCCCAAAACCCUCGUGCUUGAAGGAUAUGCGAUCUUUCAUGGGCAUGGUGAAGUAUUUCAGUGGAUUCUCGAAUAAAGUGGCGAAGCUUUCGUUACCUUUGAGGCCAUUAAUGUCAAAAAAAAGUAGUUUCAUUUGGUCAUCGGACCAUGAUGAUGCGUUUGAGAAUGUGAAAGCAGCAUUAUCCGAAUUACCAACUAAAACCCCAUACGACCCGAAUCUGGAAACUGUGUUUGAGACGGAUGCAGCAGAGAGAUGGUUGAGUGACGCUGAGAAGAAUUAUGGAAUGUCAACGUUGGAGAUGAUGGGCGCUUACUGGGCUACCAAGAAGCUAGAUGGAUUCUUGAGAGGUCUCCCACAUUUUACGAUCGUAGCUGAUCACCAGGCAAUAGUUCCCAUGAUGAACUCGAAGACUUUAGAUGAAAUUGAAAAUCCAAGACAACGCGAGGUCAAAGAGCUCAUGCAGCUCAGUGGAGAUACCCCAGGCAAACGAUCUACUUGUGGACAAACUGGAGGAUCAUCAUAUGGUUCGGUUGAUAGGUACAGAGGUGGAUGA
Molecule: messenger RNA, 771 nt
Organism: Tigriopus californicus
Lineage: Eukaryota; Metazoa; Arthropoda; Copepoda; Harpacticoida; Harpacticidae
Exons: 3
Coding region: 1-771 (256 amino acids)
Source: RefSeq, a predicted model, not a curated record